This is a messenger RNA of Diospyros lotus (date-plum), 790 nucleotides long. Its product is annotated as peptidyl-prolyl cis-trans isomerase-like. Gene Ontology annotation, cellular component: plasma membrane; cytosol. The transcript has a single exon. Bases 47 to 565 code for a protein of 172 amino acids. Gene Ontology annotation, molecular function: peptidyl-prolyl cis-trans isomerase activity. Lineage: Eukaryota; Viridiplantae; Streptophyta; Magnoliopsida; Ericales; Ebenaceae. Gene Ontology annotation, biological process: protein peptidyl-prolyl isomerization; protein folding. The record is from RefSeq and is a predicted model, not a curated record.
AACCCUACGCAUUAAGAGAGAGAGAGAGAGUGAGAGAGGAGAGAAAAUGCCAAACCCAAAGGUGUUCUUCGAUAUGGCGAUUGGCGGUGCACCGGCCGGCCGGAUAGUGAUCGAGCUCUACGCCGAUACGACGCCUCGCACCGUUGAGAACUUCCGUGCGCUCUGUACCGGAGAGAAGGGAAGGGGCAAGAGCGGCAAGCCCCUGCACUACAAGGGAUCCACCUUCCACCGCGUUAUCCCGGGGUUCAUGUGCCAGGGUGGCGACUUCACCAAAGGAAACGGUACCGGCGGCGAGUCCAUCUACGGUUCGAAGUUCGCCGACGAGAACUUCAUCAAGAAACACACCGGACCUGGGGUUCUCUCCAUGGCGAAUGCCGGCCCCGGGACCAACGGAUCGCAAUUCUUCAUCUGCACGGCCAAGACCGAGUGGCUCGAUGGCAAGCACGUGGUGUUUGGCCAGGUCGUGGAAGGGAUGGACGUGGUUAAGGCGGUGGAGAAGGUUGGUUCGAGCAGUGGUAGGACCGCGAAGUCCGUGACCAUUGCUGAUUGCGGUCAGCUCUCUUGAUCUGGCCCCAAAUCUGAGAUCGCUUGGCCAAUCAGAUGUUAUGUACUCCUUCUAUAUAUGCCGCCUCCUUUCUGUUACCAUUCGUAAUUUUCAAUGCAUCACUAUGAUCUACCUGUAUCUGGAGGAACUAAUUAAUUUCAGUGGGAUGGAUAUGCUGUACGCUUAAGAAAAUGCUUCCUCCAAAAUAAGAUUUAACUUUAUGUAAUCUAAAUAGAUCUCCUCUCC